AUGACAACAAUCAAGGAUGGGUGGUUUGCUGAGAUAAAUAACCAAUGGUAUGGACAAGCAAUGGCAUUUGAAAUCAAGAAAAUUUUAUGUCAUAAAAAGUCACAGUAUCAAGACAUACUGAUAUUUGAGAGCAAAUCUCAUGGAAAUGUGCUGGUUCUUGAUGGUUGUGUCCAGUGCACAGAUAGAGAUGAAUUUACAUAUCAAGAAAUGAUUACGAAUCUCCCAUUGAAUUCACAUCCCAAUCCUAAAAAGGUAUUAGUUAUUGGUGCUGGCGAUGGUGGAGUGAUUCGUGAAAUUGCAAAACAUCCAUGUGUUGAGUCCAUCGUUCAAUGUGAAAUAGAUGAGGAAGUUGUAAAUAUGGCAAAGAAGUAUUUGCCCAACAUGUCUUGUGGCUACAACAGUCCUAAGCACACACUUCAUGUUGGAUGUGGCAAAGAAUUUAUGAAGAAACAUACAGGGGAAUUUGAUGUUGUUAUCACUGACUCUUCUGAUCCAAUAGGACCAGCCGCUUCGUUGUUUCAAAAGGAAUAUUAUGAAUUCGUGAAAUCUGCUUUGAAACCAAAUGGUAUUCUUUGUAGUCAAGGGGAAUGUCCGUGGCUUGACAGCGAAUUUAUUAGGAAUAUGGUGAAGUUUUGCAAACCAUUGUUUCCUGUUGUUCAGUAUGCCUACACAAAUGUUCCGACAUAUCCGUGUGGGCAAAUUGGAUUUCUGAUGUGCGGUCGUAGUCCGGAAACAAGGUUUGAUCAACCAUUUAGAGCGUCUCCAGAAUCGCUGACAUCUUUUAAUUUCAAGUUUUAUAAUCCGAAACUACACAAAACCGCUUUGGCUAUUCCAGAGUUUUUUUAUAAGCAACGCAAGGACUAUCAAAAAGCGGACGAAAUGAAGGACAAAGAUUGGUUUUGGGAGAAACGAAUAAAUGCUCCGGGACAGUCGUUUGGUUUAAUCAAAGAGAUUGUACAAUUUAAUGAAAAGAUUGGCGAUCAUGAUGUACUGGUGUUUGAAAGUUAUAUAUAUGGUAAAGUGUUGGUGGUUGAUAACGCCAUAAAAUGCACCGAGCGAGACCAAGCAUUGUAUCACGAGUCCUUGGUACAUCUUGCUUUAAGUUGUCAUCCUGAUCCUAAGAAGGUGUUGAUCCUUGGCGGGUUAAGUGGAGGUAUUAUACAAGAGGUCUCAAGAUAUGGUUCAGUUCAGGAAAUUAUCCAAUGCGAGACAAGCCAGGCUCUUCUGGAUAUUUCCAAGAAAUAUUUCAAUAAAACGUCGACGGGAUAUGACAAUCCCAAGCUAAAAGAACUUCAUAUCGGUUGUUACACAGAGUUCCUCGUGGCAAACUCCAAGGCUUACGACGUUAUCAUAACAGUUCCAACGGAAGCGUUUUUGCAGCCUAAAACAAGCGACGUUUUAAAAUCAGCUUUGAAACCAAACGGUAUCGUUAUAUCUCAACUUCCAAGUUUCUGGUUAGAGCUGGAUGCUAUUAACUCCUUAUACAAGUACAAUAAGGCAUCAUUCCCAACAGUCCAACUUGCAUAUUCCUGGAUCCCAACCGCACCAUUUGGACAAGUUACUUUCAUGUUACGAAGCCUAAAUCCAGAUACCUGCUUUGAAGCCCCGGUUCAGCCAUUAUCAGAGAAAGAAACCUGCCAUCUGUAUUUUUAUAAUGCUGAAGUGCACAGUGCAUGCUUUGCUUUGCCAGAAUUUGUGAGAAAAGUCAUCGAAAGUUGAUAGUCGAUAAUGAUAAUGAUUUUAUUUAUUUAUUUUUACGCUGGGAAAUAUAUAUAAAUUAAAAUAGUGAAUAAAUUAUAGCAUAUUUCGUUCUCAUAUAUAAAUAUUAAAUAUAAUAUAACCAUGCAUGCUUUAAAUGGUCUAAU
Messenger RNA from Dendronephthya gigantea, 1865 nucleotides. RefSeq lists its product as uncharacterized. Gene Ontology annotation, biological process: spermidine biosynthetic process. Lineage: Eukaryota; Metazoa; Cnidaria; Anthozoa; Malacalcyonacea; Nephtheidae. The coding region runs from base 1 to 1719 and encodes 572 amino acids. The record is from RefSeq and is a predicted model, not a curated record. Gene Ontology annotation, molecular function: spermidine synthase activity. The transcript has 14 exons. Gene Ontology annotation, cellular component: cytosol.